AUGGCAAAGUCAUCAAGCAAGAGUAAAGAAAAGUUUGUUGAUGUAAAAUACGUUCCUAAUGAAGACUCCGAUGAUGAUCUUCUUGACAUGUCAUAUUUGGAUUGUGAACCAGAGACCUUCAAACCCCAGUCUAUAAUGCCUGAUGACCCCUUCCUUAACAUGUUAUGUAAGGAGAACAUCUUCAAGAACACAUAUGAGGAUAUUAGAGAAGAAAACCAACUUGAUGCGAGGCAAGAGGCAGUUAAUGAGCACAUUGGAGAAGAUAGCGAACUUGAUGUUGAUGUUGAGUACAAGGUCCAUGAUCCUACUAUUAAGUAG
Molecule: messenger RNA, 318 nt
Organism: Lactuca virosa
Lineage: Eukaryota; Viridiplantae; Streptophyta; Magnoliopsida; Asterales; Asteraceae
Source: the annotation of a GenBank genome assembly